Symbiodinium necroappetens is the source of this 741-nucleotide messenger RNA. The record is from the annotation of a GenBank genome assembly. Lineage: Eukaryota; Dinophyceae; Suessiales; Symbiodiniaceae.
AUGCCAUGGCCUGGACAGCGCGGUGCGCAGAAGCGGGCGCCAGGAAUCGAGAAGCUCAGCGCAAGGGACAGCGGCCGAAGAGGAGGGAAGAGCCAGCCUUCGUGGCAGCCUGGGAGGACCGAUUUCGUCAUGUUCUUUCUAUUCGCGCUGCUCCUGGCCACGGUCACCUCCUUUAUCAGCCUGCACAUUGUCCUGGCUGGGGUCGAGAAGGCUUCCGCCCCUACACCGAGGCGACUGAAGAGCUUUGCCAGCCAACUUCUGGCACGGGCGACUGGGAUGUCAAUCUCCUCCACUACGGCUGCUGGUGGUCUGACAAGCGGGGUCGCCACAGGCCUCCCCCAAGCUUCAUCCAUCGCGCCGGGCAAGGCGAUGGAGGUUCGGACCCCAUCGAACACUGGAAGCUACCAUGUCGGCCUUCCGCCGGCGGUUCCGAGGAGGUCAGCUUCUUCACCACAGAGCAGAGGCCAAGAAGAGGCGCGAGACACUGGGAAGACCCAUGCUGGCCUUCCCAAGGCGAUCGUCAAGAGAGCUUCUCCUGCCCCACCAGGAUCCGAGGCAGCUCGGACGUCUCCGUCCCCGCACGUUGGCCUUCCAAAAGCUGUGCCGAAAAGCCCACAGAGUCCAGCGGUGCAACAAGAGAGAGGCCGCCAGCAGCCACAGGCUGCCGCGCCCACUGGGCCGAAGGAUGCUGGCCUCCCACAGGCUGUGCCGAAAAGCAGCAUUCCGGGGCGGCCGGUGCAG